Messenger RNA from Tricharina praecox, 189 nucleotides. RefSeq names its product putative mitochondrial F1F0 ATP synthase subunit Atp18. The record is from RefSeq and is a predicted model, not a curated record. The transcript is spliced from 4 exons. The coding region runs from base 1 to 189 and encodes 62 amino acids. Lineage: Eukaryota; Fungi; Ascomycota; Pezizomycetes; Pezizales; Pyronemataceae. Gene Ontology annotation, molecular function: proton transmembrane transporter activity. Gene Ontology annotation, biological process: proton motive force-driven ATP synthesis.
AUGGGUAUCAUGGAGAAUAUGUUCGGCAAGAAGUUUAAUACUCCCAUCAUGAAGCCGAUGGCACCGUUCUUUGUGGCCGGCAUCGUCGUCUUCUACGGCAUCAACAGCUUUGCCAAUCUCCUCGCGAGCACCGACGAGUUCAAGAACGACCCCCGCAACCCCGCCGCGAAGAAGAACAUCGGCCAUUAA